ACAAAAGUUUUGAGAGUACAAGAAACAUCAGAACUAUCAUCAAAUGACUAUGGUGAUAAAAGUUCAAGAAAAACAAGAAGAAAGAUAUGUUGGUCUCCUAGUGCUAAUGAAUCGUCACUCAAAAAAUCAAAACUUCCAACUCCUCCUUGCUUGAUUCAAGAUGAUAUUGAUUUAGAAGAUAUUGAAGUCUAUGAACUAGAUAUGAAUAAACCAAUUGGUACACAGACUCAAGAAAUAUUUUCACAAAAUUCAUCUUCUAAUCAUAAUGAAUUAAAUGCUGAUUAUUAUGACUCAACUAUAAAAAUAAAUAAAUCGACUCAUUCUACGCCACAAGUAUUGCAUACCAGUCAAGUACUUCAUGAAACAACACCACAAAAUAUUGAUUGUUAUUUACCUUCAACUGAAAAUACUUCUGAUAUAAAAAAUGAACUUAAGGCUUUCAAACAAAUUGUAAGCCGAAAUCAAGUCACCAUAAAGUAUGAAAUAAAGAAUAUAUAAGAAAGACUUGAUUUGAUUUCAAAUAUGCAAGAAAAAAUAUUAGAUAAAUUAAUAAAUAAUCAAACCAUUAUUGAUUAUACAGAAUAUAAUUAUGAAGAAUUCUUAACCCCCAUGGAAAGUGAUGAAGAGUUGGAAAAAAUGGAAGAUAAAAUAAAAACUGAUUUGGCUUACAGAAAAACUGUGGUCACAGAAUUAUCAAGAUUAAUGGGACAAAAUUUGUCAGAAACAGUUAGAAAAAUAAUGCAAAAGUUAUUCAAUGAUAAUUUGCUUACAUUCUACUCUUAUAUUGGUUUUAAAGGGAAAAAACAAUUUUCAACUCUACAAACUUGUGCAGUUAUAUUCGAAUCCAUAAGAAGAAUGAAAAAAUUUACUGAUAUAACAAAUAUAGAAAUCGAAAAACCUCUGAAGACGUGGAUGGCACAAGCUUCUGCUCGCCUCAAAAAAAUUGAUGAAAAAAAAUCUUCAUGAUAAUGUUAUCAUAACUAUUUCUUUAUAUAUGUAUUUAUGUGUUUAUAUAUAUAUA
This is a messenger RNA of Aphis gossypii (cotton aphid), 1021 nucleotides long. RefSeq lists its product as uncharacterized. The transcript has 5 exons. The record is from RefSeq and is a predicted model, not a curated record. Lineage: Eukaryota; Metazoa; Arthropoda; Insecta; Hemiptera; Aphididae. The coding region runs from base 523 to 966 and encodes 147 amino acids.